UUUUUUUUUACUUUUCUUUGGAGUGUGAAAACGAAAAAAUGUUGUUUAACAAAUGUCUGGAAAAGCUGUCCAGCGUGGUCAACCACAAGCUGCAAGAGAAACAAGUCUUCAAUAACAACAACUGUAAUAUCAAUAAUAAUAACAAUAGUAAUAGUGUUAACCACAAUGCGUACAACAAGCAGCGAAACUUUGAGUACGAGAGGGCCAUCCAGGCCCACUAUGGCUCCGGCAAGGAGCGAGAACGGGAGCGGGACAGGUGCAAGGUCAAGGUCAAGAGCCAAAAGGCAAAGGCCAGAAGCACACCAGCGCCAGCGGAGAGUUCACAACAGCCCGCCGUCACCUCGGUUGUUUCUUCCUCGCCUCCUUCAACGUCUUGCAUGACCCACGACGAGCUGGCCCAGAUAAUCCGAGGAGCAGCCAGCAAAAGCCAUAAUCCCUUGCACAACAAUCGCCUCAAUCGACGCCGUCCGCUUUCCGCCCAGCCGUCCAUUACCACCACUACCACCGAAUCCACAUCCUCAGCUUCCGCAUCGACGUCCACCGAAUCGCUGCAUCAGCUGAAUCAUUGCACCUCUUAUCCGGCCACGCCCACCUCGUGGACAGCUACGCCGCCGCAGUUUCCAGCGGCCUUUGGCGGAGCCAGCUGCUCCACCAGCACAUUGGCCCUCCUGGCCACCAUGCGCGUCCAGCUCCAUGGCUACACAUGGUUUCAUGGCAAUCUUUCCGGCAAGGAAGCGGAAAAAUUGAUCCUGGAGCGGGGCAAGAAUGGUUCGUUUCUCGUCCGUGAAUCUCAGAGCAAGCCCGGCGAUUUCGUUCUCUCCGUUCGAACGGAUGACAAAGUAACGCAUGUCAUGAUCCGAUGGCAGGAUAAGAAGUACGACGUUGGAGGCGGCGAAUCAUUUGGAACUCUGUCGGAGCUAAUUGAGCACUACAAGCGUAAUCCCAUGGUGGAGACGUGCGGUACAGUGGUGCAUCUGCGACAGCCCUUCAAUGCCACCCGGAUAACGGCGGCCGGAAUCAAUGCUCGCGUAGAGCAGCUGGUCAAGGGCGGUUUCUGGGAGGAGUUCGAGUCACUGCAGCAGGACAGUCGGGACACAUUCUCGCGGAAUGAGGGCUACAAGACGGAGAACCGCCUGAAGAACCGAUACCGCAACAUUUUGCCAUACGAUCACACGCGCGUCAAGCUGCUGGAUGUGGACCAUGGCGUGGCCGGGGCUGAGUACAUCAAUGCCAAUUACAUCCGUUUGCCCACCGAUGGCGACCUGUACAACAUGAGCAGCUCGUCGGAGAGCCUCAACAGCUCGGUGCCAUCGUGCCCGGCCUGCACGGCGGCCCAGACGCAGCGGAACUGCCCCAACUGCCAGCUGCUGAACAAGACCUGCGUCCAGUGUGCCGUGAAAAGCGCCACGCUACCGUACAGCAACUGUGCCACCUGCAGCCGCAAAUCGGACUCGCUGAGCAAGCACAAACGCACCGAAUCCUCGGCCUCAUCCUCGCCAUCCACGGGUUCCUUGGCCAAUGGCCACACGGGCCCAGGGACACCCACCAGCCUCUCGGGCCUCUCCGGCAUUUCCGGUGUGUCGGGUGCCACCGGUUGUCUAGCCGGUUUGCUAAAGAAGCAUUCGGGUGAGACGCCCUACGGUUCCGGCGGAGCACUGUCCAUGGCGGAGCGGGAGAGGGAAAGGGAGCGUGAAAUGUUCAAGACAUACAUCGCCACCCAGGGCUGUCUGCUCACCCAGCAGGUGAACACCGUUACGGACUUUUGGAACAUGGUCUGGCAAGAGAACACGCGCGUCAUUGUUAUGACCACCAAGGAGUACGAGCGCGGCAAGGAAAAGUGCGCCCGCUAUUGGCCCGACGAGGGCAAGACAGAGCACUUUGGGCCGGCGCGCAUUCAGUGCGUUUCGGAGAACUCUACCAGCGACUAUACGCUGCGCGAGUUUCUUGUCUCGUGGCGGGAGCAGCCGGCGCGCCGCAUCUACCACUACCACUUCCAGGUGUGGCCCGAUCAUGGUGUACCCGCUGAUCCCGGCUGCGUGCUGAACUUCCUGCAGGAUGUGAACACACGCCAGGGCAACCUGGCCCAGGCGGGCGAGAAACCGGGCCCCAUCUGUGUGCACUGCUCGGCGGGCAUUGGACGCACUGGCACCUUCAUUGUGAUUGACAUGAUUCUCGACCAGAUUGUGCGCAAUGGAUUGGACACCGAAAUCGAUAUCCAGCGCACCAUACAGAUGGUCCGGUCGCAGCGCUCUGGUCUUGUCCAGACGGAGGCCCAGUACAAGUUCGUUUACUAUGCGGUGCAGCACUACAUUCAGACGCUGAUCGCCAGGAAGCGGGCCGAGGAGCAGAGCCUGCAGGUUGGCCGCGAGUACACCAACAUCAAGUACACCGGCGAAAUUGGCAACGAUUCACAAAGAUCUCCAUUACCACCAGCAAUUUCUAGCAUAAGUUUAGCAUCGAGUAAGGCACCGUCUACGCCGGGCAGCCAGGACUCCGGCAUUUCGAUGGCCAUGGGCUUUGGUAUGCCCGGAACUGGAGGCAAUAAGCAUGCCUCCAAGCAGCAGCCGCCGUUGCCCACCAGUGCCGGCGGCUCCUGUAACAAUAAUAAUGCCGCUGGAGGGGCAGGCAGUGGCAGCAUUAAUGGCACCAAGGACUAUAGCAGCGGAAGCAGCAGCAACAACAGUCUCGGGAACGGCAGCAGCAGCAGCAACAGCAAUGGGAGCAGCAGCAAUGGCAGCAGCAGCUGCAGCGGCGGACACAGCAAUGGUAACAUGAAUGCCCUGCAGGGCGGGAUCGGUUUGGGGCUGGGCAAUAUGCGCAAGUCGAACUUUUACAGCGACUCGCUGAAGCAGCAGCAGCAGCGGGAACAGCAGCGCGAGGAGCAGGCAGCUGCUCCUGCUACGGGAGCAGGUAAGCAGUCGCCGCAUUCGCCGUCUAUGCAGCCGGCGCCGCCGAUGCGCCCGCGGCCCGGUAUACUCAAGUUGCUCACCAGUCCCGUCAUCUUUCAGCAAAAUACAAAAACAUUCCCAAAGACAUGAUCGGCCAGCGUCAGCCGAGCCAUGCAAACGCGUCCCCACAAGCAGUGGCCGCUGCGCCGCCACCGACACCGCCGCGCAAAACAUGACAAAUGAAUUUCUAAGUCGAUAAAGCAGUACAGAACACAGACACUGAGCACAGAACACAGAAAUGCGAAUGCUGCGAACGAAAAUGCUGAGAUGCUGCAAAAUGCUAAUUCGGCGAAAUUGCAACCACUUGCACUGAAAAAAAAAACAAAAACAAAACAAAAAGCAAAACCCACACGCACACAGACAACGAAUGGUUUUCAUUUAUGUCAACCCGAAACCCAGCUCCAAGCCCGUUACCGUUACCCGUUAACCGUUACCCGUUAACCGUUACCCGUUACCCGUUACCCGAACCCAAAACCCCAGUCCCAUUUUUACUGUUGUACGUACGUCCCCCUGAUUUUUUUUUUUUUUAUUAAUUAUAAUCUUUAAUCUAUAUAUUAUAUAUAUAUUUUUUUGUAGUCGUUUGUAGUGCUUGUAUGUUGUAGUUGUAUUGAAUGUAUGUAAACAUAGUUAACGUCGUCUCGCUUUAUGUUGUAAGUGUUCCCCAAAUACCCAAACCCAAAAAACCCAGGCAUAUUUAUGUAAUAGUUUUUUAAGGCAUUACAAUCUGAGCGGAACUGCAGCAGAGCCGCCAAAAAAAAAAUGCAAAAGAUAGUGUUUCUUAA
Messenger RNA from Drosophila kikkawai, 3730 nucleotides. RefSeq names its product protein tyrosine phosphatase non-receptor type corkscrew (gene csw). Gene Ontology annotation, molecular function: non-membrane spanning protein tyrosine phosphatase activity; phosphotyrosine residue binding. Gene Ontology annotation, cellular component: cytoplasm. The record is from RefSeq and is a predicted model, not a curated record. NCBI's taxonomy places the organism in Eukaryota, Metazoa, Arthropoda, Insecta, Diptera, Drosophilidae. Gene Ontology annotation, biological process: intracellular signal transduction; mitotic cell cycle; cell differentiation.